AUGUCGGGCGAGCCAGAUCGCGAGCUGGUGGACCGAGAGCUGCCGGACCCCUUCCCAUCCGCCGGCAAGGCAUCGGGGAAGAAGCGCGUGAGCAGCAUCUUCACCAGCCCGGCUCUGUCCUCUAGCGAGCCGGACCCAGCCACCGCACGCAGCGUCAUGGUCGGCCACCGCUGCAGUAGCACGCUGGGCUUGCCAUUCAGCUUGAAGAGCAGUACUAGCCGGCGCACACAUUCGGAGUGCGAUCCGUCUGUGGAGGCAUUGAGUGCUAAGAGGGCCGAGGUGAGCGUGUCGGUGUUGCACGAGCGGAGCCUGCCACUCCAAGUCUCGACGAAGCUGCUGACGGGGCGCGUGCGCGUCGGAAUGGCCGGGGGGGGGCGUGAUCGCGGCCCCCCUUCCGAGGGCGCCGCUGCCGAGGGCCCGCCGCUGCCAAGCCCGCCGCCGCCGCCCCAAGCCUCUGGAGAUCUAGUUCGCGGGGGCGGCGUGGAGGGCGGAUCCGCGGCGGGCGAGGAUGCGGCGGCGGGACCAACAGAGGUCCCAUCAGCGAAGCCCGAAUCGUUUCCGGACAUCGCCCCCGGGGGCCCCUCCCCAGCUGGCGGAUCGAAUGUGAAUCGCAAAAAUGGUCAGUUCAAGUUUGUGUCUAGAGGGAAGGACAGGCGGGCGACAUUUGACGACGUCGGGGAUCACAAUGUGACGACCAAAACGAUCUUGGGGGCCAGGUGGGAUGCGCCGGGUAAUCUGAAACCGUUUGGGAUUCACGACUGCGUCAUUCAAGCAAACGAGGCCGGGGAUUCCGAGUGGGAGCUCUCCUUGAGCACUUGA
Molecule: messenger RNA, 819 nt
Organism: Emiliania huxleyi CCMP1516
Lineage: Eukaryota; Haptophyta; Isochrysidales; Noelaerhabdaceae
Exons: 3
Coding region: 1-819 (272 amino acids)
Source: RefSeq, a predicted model, not a curated record